CUGGUAGUUGAACUACACGCGUCGCUGCGUGCGGCCUGAAAAAAACGAGAGCUGGUGGUCGCGAUCGAAAAUCGUAAAUUAGCAGGUCGAGAGUGUAGUGUAAAGUGUAGUUUAAAUCAGGGUAAUUCCUCAACCUUAAGCAAGAGAAGGCGAAGAGAUUGAUGAGAUGAUAAAUAAAUAAGCAGCUGAGAAUCGUACGCCCACAACUGUAAACAUCGCAAGUCAAUGUAUACUGUUUACAUAAGAUGUACCUGGUGCACUUAAAUACUGACUAAGCCAAAGAGGAGCGAUCACAAUGCCUCUAACUGAUUGACUCGUCUAGUGAUGAUGAUCAAGAAUAUAUAUACUUUAUAGGGUCGGAAAUGUCUCCUUCACUGCGUUGCAAACUUCUGACUGAAAUUAUAAUACCCUCUGCAAGGGUAUAAAAAUGAUGUACCUGGUGCACUUAAAUACUGACUAAGCCAAAGAGGAGCGAUCACAAUGCCUCUAACUGAUUGACUCAAUGUGUCAGAGUUAUAAUUUUGAUAAUAGGAUGCUCACAUUGCGCAAGCUAAAGAACAACUGUCCAACUCCACCUUAGCAAACGCUGACAUCAACACGCGCACAAAACGCAAACAGAGACUAAAGACCAUGCCAAAAUAUCAGAAGCUUGAUACAUCCGUGCCGCCCCACGGCUACGAAGACGACUGCGAAGAGGGCGUCGCGCUGUACGUUGAUGAUAAUCAGACGGAUCCGGGCCUCCAGCAGGAGCCAACCAAUCGAGCAGGUCGCCUGCCAAACGUCUACGGAAAUAAACACAGCCUUAACAACAACGGCGUUAAGAGCUGUGUGGUAGCAACAAAGACGAAAACCGACCAGACUCCGGAGGAACAGACAUGGGAGGUGCCCCUCCUGUGCAGUGAUGACAACGCAGGCAUGGAGCACUUGCAGCACUCGGACCACGAGCGAAUGGAAUAUGGUAUGGAGCUAGAGUGCCGCAGCCGUCAGCCAGGAUUCGGGGCCAAUCGUAGGAGCAAAUCAGCACAGGAGGCCAAAUCUAAGAUUCUGCUCGCGGUGUCCCUGUGUUGCAUCUUUAUGAUCAUUGAGUUCCUUGGCGGCUACGUGGCCGGAAGCCUAGCCAUUAUGACGGAUGCAGCCCAUUUAGCUUCUGAUUGCAUUAGUUUCGUCAUCGGCCUGGUCGCCAUUUGGGUGGGCGGUCGACCCCCGGACGAGCGCAUGUCCUUUGGUUACAAACGCUUCGAGGUCAUCGGCGCUCUGGCCUCUAUACUGGGAAUCUGGCUCCUGACCUCCUUGCUCGUCGUGGUGGCCAUUCAGAGGAUCUACUCUCAGGACUUUGAACUGAACGUCGACAUGAUGAUGGUCAUAUCCGGCAUUGGUAUCGCCAUUAAUAUUGUAAUGGUGUUUGUUUUGCAUGGCUCCUGGUUCGUGGGAAAUGGACACGGCCACUGUCACGGUCAUAGUCACAGACCCAGUCACGAUCACUCGCACACCCAAUCACUUACUGAGGCUGGUAGUGAGAGCUUUCUGAUGACGGAGGCAGCAGCACCAUUGGAGACGACUGAUAAACUUACAAACGGUCAUAACAUUGUUAUUACAAAUGGGACGCAACCAUUCCAGCAGACUGGGGCGACAUACUCGCAAAUAACUCACGAAGAGAAAAAUUUGAACUUGCGAGCAGCUAUGAUUCAUGUGAUUGGGGACCUGGUUCAGAGCGUUGGCGUUUUUUUGGCCGCAGUCCUUAUCAAAAUUUACCCAAGUGCUAAAUAUGCGGAUCCGCUGUGCACGAUACUCUUCUCUAUAAUUGUAAUAAUAACGACGGUGCAGCUUUUUCGAGAGUCUUUGGCCAUCCUCCUGAAUGCAGUGCCACUAAGCCUUAGCUUGCGCACCCUGCAUUGCGAGCUGGCCAACCUCGAUGGGGUCAGAUCGGUACACCACCUUAACGUGUGGCAACACACCACCCAGCAACGUGUGAUGAUGGUGCAUCUCGUCACAGAUUAUCGAUCUGACAGAAAUGAGAUACUUCAGGCGGCCACAAAGCUUGUUUCCGGCCCGAGAUACAACGUGUGGCAUUCUACCAUUCAAUUAGAACAAGCCUCUGCGUAGCUCUAAUAAGCAAUAAACCACCCCAAAAUUUAUUAUAAGCUUCUAAGUUCUGACCUACCAAAGGCAUCGAAGGCGUUUUGUGAUUUUAGCCACUCAUGUAUUUUUUACUUUAUCCAUGUCGUCAAGUUAGCUACUUUGUGCAUCUGCUUAAGGACAACAUACUUUGGAAAAUAUAUUUAGAAAUUUUAGUCAUGUUAGGCCAAAGAAAAUAUAUUUUAAGUUUAAUUAAUAUAACCCAACAUUUUUUAUAUAUACAAUGCA
Drosophila gunungcola (fruit fly) is the source of this 2364-nucleotide messenger RNA. It is a transcript of the gene ZnT41F, whose product is annotated as proton-coupled zinc antiporter SLC30A2. Gene Ontology annotation, biological process: zinc ion transmembrane transport; response to zinc ion. The transcript has 11 exons. The record is from RefSeq and is a predicted model, not a curated record. The coding region runs from base 631 to 2103 and encodes 490 amino acids. Gene Ontology annotation, cellular component: plasma membrane. NCBI's taxonomy places the organism in Eukaryota, Metazoa, Arthropoda, Insecta, Diptera, Drosophilidae. Gene Ontology annotation, molecular function: zinc ion transmembrane transporter activity.